AUGCUGAGCGGAGCCCGCCGGCUUCAUGCAUCUCCUGUGCUGGCGACGAUGAUCCGGGUGCUCGGUGGCCACUGUAGAUCCUGCCGUGGAUGGAUGUCUUCCACGAGGAUGUACAGCUCGAGCGAGAUCUCGUCGGGGGACGCCGCGAAAAGAUUAUGCAACAUAAUGGUGUCCUGCCCUAAGGCCGGCCUAGAGAUCGCCCUCGAAGAAAGCGGCAUCUGGAUGACGCCGGAUCUGGCAGAGGAAGUGCUGGAGAGGUUCGAGAAUGCCGGAAUGCUCGCCUACCGGUUCUUCGAGUGGGCGGGCAAGCAGCGGAACUACUCCCACAGCGUCAAAGCCUACCACACCAUGAUCGGAUCCCUAGCCAAGAUAAGACAGUAUCAGAUCAUGUGGGAGCUCGUCAACGCCAUGCGCAGCGAGGGGAUCCUCAACAUCGAGACCUUCUGCGUGAUCAUGAGGAAGUACGCGAGGGCGAAGAAGGUGGACGAGGCGAUCUACACCUUCAACGUCAUGGAGAAGCACGGGGUGCCCCUGAAUCUCGCCGCAUUGAACGGCCUUCUCAGCGCUCUGUGCAAGUCCAAGAAUGUCCGCAGGGCCCAAGAGCUGUUCGACGAAAUGUCCCACCGGUUCUCCCCCGAUUCGAAGACCUACAGCAUCCUGAUCGAGGGAUGGGGGAGGGAGCCGAACCUGCCCAAAGCCCGAGAGCUCUACCGCCGGAUGAUCGCCGGCGAGUGCGAGCCAGACGUGGUCACGUACGGCAUCAUGGUCGACGUGCUCUGCAAGGCGGGUAGGGUAGAAGAAGCAGUGGGGAUCGUGAAGGAGAUGGCCUCCAGGGGCAGCCUUCCCACGUCCUUCAUCUACAGCGUCUUGAUCCACACCUACGGAGCCGAGAAACGGAUCGAGGACGCGGUGAACACCUUCUUGGAGAUGGAGAAGGCCGGAAUCAGAGCCGACGUGGUGGUCUACAAUGCCCUGGUCGGCGCGUUCUGCAGGGCGAGCAGGCUGGAGAACGCCUUCCGGAUGCUGCGGGAGAUGGAGAAGAAGGGCGUCCCCCCGAAUUCAAGAACCUGUAACAUCGUCCUCAACGGCUUGAUCGCGGUGGGGAAGAUCGAGGAGGCGUAUGGGUUCUUCCGCAGGAUGAUCAAGCACUGCGAGCCGGAUUCAGACACCUACACGAUGAUGAUCAAGAUGUUCUGCGCGGACGGGAGAGUGGACAGGGCCCUGAGGGUGUGGAGAUUCAUGCGGCUGAAGCAGUUCAUUCCCACAAUGCACACCUUCUCUGUGCUCAUCAAUGGGCUAUGUGCGAAGGGGGAGCUCGGCCGAGCCUGCGUCCUGCUCGAGGAGAUGAUCGAGAAGGGUAUCCGCCCCCCCGGGUACACGUUUGGGAAGGUGAGACAGCUGCUCUUGAAGGAAGGCAGAGAAGAUGUUUUGCGAUUCCUCACGGAGAAGAUGAACCUGUUGAUUAAGGAGCCCCUGUGCGAUUAA
Molecule: messenger RNA, 1485 nt
Organism: Spirodela intermedia
Lineage: Eukaryota; Viridiplantae; Streptophyta; Magnoliopsida; Alismatales; Araceae
Source: the annotation of a GenBank genome assembly